Molecule: messenger RNA, 40987 nt
Organism: Xyrichtys novacula (pearly razorfish)
Lineage: Eukaryota; Metazoa; Chordata; Actinopteri; Labriformes; Labridae
Source: the annotation of a GenBank genome assembly
GACACAAUUACAACAACUUUGAGCCGAUGGUUGGGGAAGUUUGAGAUAUUAUCAAGUAACACUCCCUUCCAAAACCCAACAUUACAUCAACUCCAUGCAUAAAUUGCCACUGGAAUACACGCAGUGUUUCGAUGUACAAUGAAGAGUGUGGAAGGUAACUUGAAGGGAUCAUUUCCUUGAGGAUUUGGCAAGAAUUACGCUACGCCCCGUUUUAGUCCUGGAUAGCUGUGCAACAUAUUCGCUGUUUUUGCAUUCUGCCGGAAUUGCUCGGUUCCAUCGACCUUCCCGUUUCUUUCCCAUGAAAUCGUGCGGGGUGUCGCUCACAGCCGCUGCCUCUGCUGCUGCCCGGAGUCUCGGCGUUGCUGGUAAUGACGAGGAGAAAAUGGCGUCGGGAGCAGCGACUGAAAUCGAAGAGGACUUUCCGAAGCUAACAACGCCAGAAAAAGAAAGCCUGGCCGAAAUUGACAGGUUAGACCAUCUACUAUGAAAAGCAGUGUGUCCUGUUGCUUUAUUCUGCGUUUAUGCUUCUGGUAAGAGUUUAAAAUAACAUAUAUGACAGCCUGUGAGUAACACGGAACCGCCUGUGUGUUGUCUGUCCUCUACUUGCAGUUCUCUGUUUGGAUUUCAUAGGCUUCAAGAAGAUGGCGCCAGAACGAAGGCCUUGCUGUUAAAGGUAUGUCACCGAAUAGGAUCACAGUGGGUUAUCUCCUCUGAUUAGUACAUAUCCCACCUAAAAUGAGUGUCACAUACCCCACAACGCCUCUCUUGCACAAGCCUCGUUUCUCCCCCAACUUUGAAGUUGAACCACCGACUCCCUGCAGAAAUAGCUCACUAUUACAGACCUGAUUGUUGCAUGCAACGUUUGCACUCACCCUGCAGAAUAAAACGUGUCAGAGGGUUCCUGCUAUGACUAACACAGCUGAGACAGGCCUAAACUCACAGCUUCAGCGCCGUGCAAAGAAAUGCAACCCCCCACCCAGCUAAAACUACCCGUUGUUAGAAGAAAUGGCACCAAAUAAUGCACCAUUUCCCCCUAGACGUUUCUUUCUUUCUCCAAGGAAGAGAUACUGGUUCUUAAAGAGAGACGGACACAUGUGUUGGUGUUACAUCUGCUGCUUUAACUGUGAACUCGAGCUAAACUGGGGGCACUAAUGUGACGGUGUAACACGCGUUAACACCACCACACACGACUGUUUUGUGAGUUGGAAAGUGUUAAAUAUAGCCCAAAUGAAGGCAGUAGUAUCCUUCUUUAAAGCCCAAGGCCAAGAGAGGUAUUCAGUGUGCAGAAAUGUGGUUAUGCUGCUAAACCAACCCCGGUUCAUCCUCACUCACGCCUGCCGGAGUUUGGGGUUUGUGCGUCAGCUCACUCUGCUAGCAUGUUAGCGGCUAACUGUCCAGCGGUUUUCUUCCUCCUCUGCUCGCACACAAAGCCCAAACAGUUUAACUCAGCUGAGGGAGGAAUAAACACAGAAAGAGUUAAAGGUUGUAUAAUUACGAGUGCUUGACUUGGUGGGUCAGAAAGAAAGAUAUCUCAACGCCAAACGCUUGCUAGCUUCCUAGUGGCAGGUGCUAAGCUAAUCACCGUUCGAUCACGACCAAUAACGGCCCGGAGUGAGCUCGGAGAGCCGGCAGCUGGAAGAGAGAGGAGUCGGCUAUUGUUUGCGGCACAUCACCUGUUUUUAACCUUUUCCUGGCAUGUAAAAGGAGCUCAGACACAGUGAAAUACACGAAAACACUAUAAACAUUUUAAAAACAGAGUUGAAACAGAAUGAAGUGCGUUUUUUGUUGGACAAGAUGAGGGGAAGAUUGAGUAAUCAAGUUGUCAACAAUCGGCAUCAUAUCUAUAGGCACAAGGCCGAUAUUAGGAUUACCAUUCGAUUAAUAAAAUUCAGGGGUAGACCAUUUAUUGGUCUCAACUGAUAACAUGAUUCUGGCAAUAAUCUGAAUCUUCAUCACCCUAUUAUUUUACAGAUAGCUGAUCCAAAUCAAUGAACUCAAAUCUGUGGCUCUUUAGCUUUGCUUCCCUUGUAUUUUCAGUAUGUCCAUUUGAUUGUUUUAAAGAUUGGAUAAUCAGAUUGAAACUGGACUUUUAAUGUACACCUCGACACAUUACUUUGACUGCAAUCGCAUUAAAUCAAACUACUCAUAGUCAGACUAAUAUACCUGGUUAGUGCAGCUGGGGGUGGAUAUUCUCUGUCAUGUGAACGACUCAAUCGACUGAAACAGGCCAAAGUACCCUGCACAUACCCAAGUGUUUGUAUGCUGGGUUUUGAGCUGGGUUAGUUGCCCGUCAGUAAUUUGAUUUCUGCCCCUUGGACAUUAAUAGUUCAGUUGAAUACCCAAUCGAGCAAUGACCGUUGCACGACUUCAUUGUGCAUGUAAACGUAUGUAGACAUGUACAUUUUAUAUUGGAUUUUGUAAUAUUCCAAAUUUGGAUACAUUUUAAUGACAAUUUUGGCUCCCCAUGAUUAUAAGAAUAUAAAAAAACAUGAUCAUUGGGACUGAGCAAUAUUGUGUUGUCUGCUGUGUUUCCCCAUUACCUCUUGAAUGAAGUACACCCUCCCUCAUUUUCAUUACAGCAGAGCCUGGGUUUGGCUCCUCUUCCUAAACAGCUUUUACUUUCAUAUAUCAUAAGCAGCUCAGAUCAAUGAGAAGCAAGCUUGGGAGCAUAAAGAAGUUUCUGCUACUUCUAAGAUUAAAGACUGGUCGCUAUGUUUUCAGCCAUUAAAGUAACAGCAGUAUGAACUAUCAGGCAGCCACAUGUGAAGAAAGGAGAGCAGGGAGAGGAGCAGGAGAAAAAAGAUGUGUGUAUUUGCCUGAAAAGCUGAGGGACAAGAGAGAGGCUGUACAGUAGUGAUCAGUAGUGCGAAUCCGGCUUCCAGGCUAAAAAGUGAGAGACAUCGUUCAAAAUCAUAAUAAGAUACAAGCCCAAGUCUUGAAGCUACAAAGGACAUUACAUAAAAGCUUGAAAAUACAGAAUGAUUUGUCAGAUCUGCAGCCUGUGGUUAAAAUAUUGAGGUAAAAGAGCUCUAACCCUCCAACGACAGUGUAUAAAUGUGUCACUACUGGUAAAAUCUGUCAUUUCAUUUAGUGAGUGUUAUCACCAAAAUGAAGUCACAGCUUCAAAGUAAAGAAGAGAUGCAUGGUCGCUUUCAGUUGUCCACAGGACUUUUUAUAUCAUCCAGACAGACAGACAUGCUUCAGUAAAGAAAACUAGCAGGCUGAACAGUUUAUUUAUUUUACCACUUACUGUGUUUUGAAGUCUUUGAAAGGUUUUAAGUUGAUAGUGUCAGUUAUCAUUGUAUCGUUGUCUUUCAGUUACAAACACUUGCUGUAUCCUGGGGGAAGUAUUGUGAGCGUCACUGUGUUUCCUGCCCCUUAUUUUCUUAAGGGCUGAGGUUUUAGAAGGUUAUAAUCCCAGUGCAUGAUCUGUGGCUUCAACAUGUGGCGUAUAUGGGUCUUGCUAAAUAAUUUUUCAGGUUUGCAGAGCACAGAUUUGGCCAGUGAUGCAUUUGGAUGUUGAUAUCUUUUCUUUCUGGGGGUUUUGUCUGCCCUGAGCAAAUCUACGGGACCCAGUUGUUCGUAAUUUGAUUCAUGGUAAAAUGAAUGAAUGGCUGAGAUUUAUCAGAGUAAAAUAAAUCUGUAUUGACUCCAGUUUUUCUGUCUGGGCUUCACUGUUUUUAAAAUGUGGCAGGAGGGGAGAGUAUUGAGUUCAACCUGAUGCAAAGUCAGCACAGCUAAAGAUAAGAAAACAGUCAUUGGUUUUAGCACCUACCCUGCAUAGUUUUGCAGUUGGAUUAUGUGUGUGUAAGUGUAUUGUUCAGUUUGCUGACUCACACUGUCUCUGUAGGGUGCUCUUAAGACCUUAGCUAACCUCUGCGGCACACAUUCAUGAGGAGAAGAGAAGCGUGGCAUUAGGUCAGCUCCUCCUAAAUGUGUGAUAGCUCAUGUAUAGUUAAUUUUAGUUGAAUGACAAGAAAAUAGUGAAUGGGCGGAGAUGUUUUACUGACUGUGAAGCGUGGGGUUUAGUGGUUAGAUAAAAUCAGCAAAGAGUUGACAAAACACAGUCUACUUACUAUUCAGUUUGAUAUACUCCAACAGCUGUGAGAAAGCUUUGUAAAAGUCUCAUGAAGCCCAAGACUUGCAAGUAUUCAAGAGAUACAACACAUGAAAUCUGUAUAUCUUUUAACUUAUCAUGACUUUUCCUGAAAGUGUUGAUUGUCUCACUUGAAUAGAUCGCCAGGUGUAUAAACAAAAACUCAUCAAAAUGUCAUGGGUCAGUUUCUGUUUGACUGAGUAAGAUUUUUUAAGCACAAAAAGAGAGGAGAGCAGGGAGAGGAGCAGUUUGUGUAUGAAACAUCUUACCCAUUUCUUUUGUUCAACAUACAAUCUGUUAGCUUCCUGGACAUGUGGAUUGCUUUAGUAUGUGAUGUAAUAGGUCAACCCAGUACUUACAAGCGGAAAGGCGGCACAUCGCCACCUGGUGUGGUGGAGGUGUGCAUACACUUGUAAAUAAACAGUUUCUCGCUCAGUGCUUAUACGCUGGGACAAGGACAGUUGUCUACUUAAUUCAUUGAGUCGAGUUGUAACAUGGCUGAUUUAACUGUCCAUGCAAACAUACGGAUUCAUAACUUUCUGUUGUGCUGCUCAUGUCUAAUAAUUUGUCAUGUUUCGUUGUGACAUAGAGACUUUUGACUUUGCAGUCUUCACCGACUUGAGAACAUGUACAUAGAGCAGAGGUUGUCAGUUUUCUUUUGCUUUCUUUUUGCUUGUUACCUUGCAUCUUAUUGGUAUUCAUGUUAGUCACUCUGCACUCUGCGUGCUGGAUAGUCAUGUGAUCAAACAAACAUGCCGCACAUGUGCUCUCACAAAAUGUCAGAGCAGCUGAUGGGCGUAACCAAACAGCCUUCAAACAAUCAGAGGAGAGCUUUAAAUGUUUACAGACACUUUCUCACAUUGACUGUUAUUGCAAUUCCAAGCCUUUUGUGCGGUUAUAUAAUUGCACAUUUUCACAUUGCGAUCCCAAAGAGUUUAUAUAUAUAAAUGGUGUAGCACCAGUCUAAAAAUGCAAAAGUUCCAGUAUGUCUUGGGUGGUCUGCUCGUAACUUUGUGAUAGUAAGUACUCCUGUAAUAGCAAGUUUCCCACAUGGAGAUGUCAGGAAUCAGAUGCUUCAUGCAAGUUCGAUCAAACAAUAAACAAAAAAAAAUCCUCUUUAUUGCCUCCCAAAGCUAGUUUCCAACUUCUUGCGCAGCAUUGCUGUCUGAAACUGAACCUAGCAAUUUCACCCAAGCCAUGUCAUCUAACAAACACACGGUCGGCUCACUAAUCAUCUCUGCAUGGCUGUAUUGUGCUCUAUCAGGAGUCAUUUGUUUAUCCGUUGUUUAAACACUGACUGAUGAGGUCCAUAUACGGGCAUCCAGCUGUUACUAUGCAAAACAGCCCCGAACGGCCGCAGGAAGUCAUUUCUGUCUUUCAGCUGUGUGUGAUUAUCUCUAAUCAAGAGAUUGUCAUAAUUUUGAUGUCACAUGUAGGGUAUUACUGCUGUUUUAUUUCACUCUGUGUUCUUCACUGCUGCUGUGUAGCACCUCUUUAACUCUGAUUAUCUGCUGUGUGCUCUUCUGUGCAGGCUGUUAGCUGCUACGACGCUCUCAUCCUGAAAGCAGAGGGCAAAGUGGACCCUGACAUUUUCUGCCAGCUGGGACACUUCAACCUCCUGCUGGAGGACUAUCCAAAAGGUGAGAGUCUCCAUGUGUAUUUCUAUAACCAGGCGGCAUGUCCAAAACACAGAAACAUUAUUUUUCUGUCUAUAUCCAAUCAUAUCAGUUUGUAUCGUAAUAAAGACUCAGAUAAACCAAGGAUUGUACAUACUGAGGAGUGAAGUCACUGUGUUGAAGCCAAUAAGAAGCUGACUAGCGAUGUUCUUCAAGGCUGCUGCUACUUUGAUUUUUGUUACUGUUCAUUUUCAUAUCUGUGCCCACAAAGGAACAUUUAGUUGAAACACUUUGUGCAUUCUUGUUGGAAAGUGUUAAAGUGCAGCUGUGGUAAAUUUUUCAGAGUAUUUCAAUGUUUCUAACUGAUUUCUUUCCCUCACUUUCACCUCUUUUUCAGCAUUAUCUGCAUACCAGAGGUACUUCAGUUUACAGUCAGACUACUGGAAGGUGAGUCCAUAUAUUUUUUUUUUUCAACCUGUUUUUGUCUCAUCCUUCCACUCCCUUUUUGUUUGACGACUGCUGAUCAGACUGUAGCAUUAGGUUUUAUUUCAGCUUUUACUCAGAAAUCGGGGGACACAGUCAAUCUUGUGUAAAUGUGCUCCCCAUGUACAAAAACUACCGUCCUUGUUGCGGCGGUUGCUGGUUCGCCCACUCUCUGCUCACUACAUUAUCUGUCUCUUUUCAGCUGUCCUGUCAAAUAAAGGCAUCAAUGCAUAAAAAAUCACUUGAAAAAGAAAACUUGCAAAGAAAUUAUGGAUUAAAACCAACUCUCAAGACUUUUGAUUUUCCGUGUGGAUGUCAGUUGGCUUUUAGCUUAACCUCCUGAUUUCAAAAGGGAGGUCGUGUGCCAUAAUGUCUGCCGGUGUUUGUUUGUCAUACUACAGAUGUUCUCAGAUAAUCUUCAGAUAAUAAAGAUGUAUCAUAGGGGUAAAAAGAAAGGACACUUCUUGGAGUGCUGUGUUAAUAUCUCUUUAAGUUUGCUUAUGGGGUAGGGUCCAAAAGGGAUUCUGUGGAGCAGACUGUAUAAUAAUCUCUGUAUUCAUACAAUACAAGGCUCAAACUACUAAACAUCAAAUUCCUGCAACAAAAGAGCUGAGCAGAAAAUAUUGCCGAGUCACUUUGCCGUCCAGGUUUCUGCGUACUUGUUCUUAUUGAGAAAAUAAAGCUUGCCCACGUGCUCGGUGUCAGUCAGGGUCACAGUCAGUUCCACAGCUGAAAAAACACACUCCAGGCUCUGAGUUGCCGGUGUACAAAUAUGUACCAGCUUUGCCAGUGUGGGAAAACUCUGUCAGUUUAGUGCAUUAAGAAACAGUAACAGCCUGGUAUACGGUUUCCGGUCCUUAUGUCAUGAGUCUUUAUUUGUGCUGUUAAAAUUUUGAUACAGGCUGCACUCUCCUUUUACACUCUGUAUAUUUGACUGUUUUUGCUCUUUGCUUAUCACCUUCUUGUCCUGCACAUUGCCCUAGUGAAACUCAUUUUAUUAUCACAAUGCCUUUAUUGAUAGUUGAAAUUAACAUUUUGCAGACAUCGGCUUUCAGUGUCUGUUCCCUCAACCUUUUACAGUUUCCAUCUUCACUUUGAGCUUGUUUUAAAGAGAUGUUUCUUUUUACCUGGUCCUCUUAUAACUUUGUUUUCUCUUAAUUAAACCUGACAGUUGAAGAGAGAGACUGCAGUGAAGCAGUGACUGCUACAACUUUGAUUGUCACCUCAGUACAUGGGGCGCACGCCUAAACUGCUAGACCGAGCGGCGCCCCCUCUUCCCGCUCUUUGAUGUUGUCACACUUUCUGAGGUUGUGGUUUGGUGACUGAAUUAACCACUGAAGAAUACACAGGUGUUCUGCCUGCUUGAAAAGUGACAUAGAGGACCAUCUUUUCUUUGCAUUGCUCUGAAACUGGGAUCCAUUUUAUGUCCAGUGAAUGUAAAUGCAUCUUCAGACACUUCCAGCUGCAGCUCUGUGAUGUAAUCUUGUAGUAGCUUAAUUCCGUGUCCACUGUGUCCAAGCACAGGGCCAGGAAAUGAAAACAUAUUGCUGUUGUAAUAUUAUGUGAGAGUGCUCCUGGAAAGCCGACCUCUCGGAGUCUGCUGUAAUAUGUGAAGUGAAUGAAAAGAGAGCUGCACACAAAGCAUCCCAGACCUGGCAGCGUGUUGAAUUCUCCAAAUCCAGCAGUUCUAAUCUGAUGACAGGACAGCCUCUCAAAGCCAUGGGUGUUAUUCAAGCCUUUUUUCUCCUUUGUGUAGAGAAGGGGUAUCAAGGUACAGUGCUGUGAAAAAGUAUUUGACAGCAGCUAAAAAAAUCAUCUAGAUUUGGUCCGAUCUGAACCCUCAGAUCAGGAUUGGGACACUCUUGGUUAUGGCUAAAAUGAGGCUCAGUUCUACUCGUAUGCUCUGUUCAUAGCGUCACCCUCUUGAUCUCUGAAGCAGCUGUGGUCCAAGCAGUCACCAUGUCCCCAGUCUCAGCUGUAACCAGCAGAGCCAGACAGCUGCAGCUGUGUCCACAGCCGGCGGCUCUGAACUGUCAGAGCUCGGCCUUUUCAAAGGACGAGUGAAUAAGAAGUGUUUAAUUUUGAGUGUCACAUCCUCUCCUCUCUGUUUUAUCUGAGACUGUUUCCUUUAAGAGGCACUGAGUCAUAACUGGACAGGACUGGUAUACUGUUAGUAAAGAUCAGGCUGAGGAAUUAAAGGAAUUACUGAAGAGGACGCACAGGUUUAGCUCAGUUUUACCUCUGUUUUGAUAGCCUGAAGUUUGCGCCCCCUGUCUGGGUGUAAAUUGUCCAAUCAGCUGUGACCUGGCGGCGCCCAGCUCUCACUGAGGAUGGGAAGGCCGGCUGGAUUUAAUGUUUCAGGGGUUCGGAGCAACCAUUUAACAGAAGUGCUGAGAGCUGGAUGGUUAUCAGACCUGACAGCUCUGGACUCCUAAGGAUUAGACAUCUCAACAGAGGGCUGAGGGGGUCUAACCUCGGCUGUGUGGGACAGCAGUGAUAUAAAGAGGCAGAAUUUGGUAUAAACAGGGGCUGUUAUUGACCUGAGUGACUGGAUAUGGAUAUGAAUACUUUAGUUCUGAAAGUCAAUAAAUCCUUCGCCCACCUCCAUCUUGACAGCCAUGAAACACAGGAAGUUAAGACGGUGUUUCUUUAACACUCUGUGGUCACCUAAUCUGACCUAGUGACCAUCCUAACAGACGAGGACGUUGUGAAGUCACUCGCUAUCAGUCCAACAAUUUGCUUCUUGUUUAAAAAAAUUAAAUGUAAACAUAAAAAAGACUUAUUGCUGAUGAUUCUUACAGUUUCUAAACUUUUUUUUCCAGAAUGCUGCCUUUUUAUACGGCCUUGGGAUGGUUUACUUCCAUUACAACGCAUUUCAGUGGUAAGUGCUUGAAAACCUCUUUUUUUCAUUGCAUGCACGUCUUCAAAGAGUUUACCGUUGAUCUAGCUGAUUGGAAAACAAACCGGCGAUACAAAAUCUGAUCCCCUCUCAUGAUGUAGUGAAUGUUUAUGAUUUUCUAUACACUUGUUCAGUAACAGUGUUUUUUUGGGCAGCUUGCAAAAAGAGUAAAUGUUAGGAGAUUGUCUUUUUUUCUGGUUUCCACCAUUAACGUUUGGUGUCUGUGACUUCGGCUAUGUGUACGUGUUGGAUGUGUGAGAAGUUUUGACUCAUAAUUGCACAAGAAUUGGUUAAAACAAACCUUAAAGUGUGAACAUCAUGCUUGGUGCUUAAAGUGCCACUUUUUGGACGAUAUUUCAUGCCAGCUAUGCUCCAUUGUUGUUUCAUAAAGACAACAUUUGAAAGGGUUGCUGUAGCUCUGCACUGAAAGAUUUCAUAUAACUAGAUCAGCAAUUAAACUCUGGUCCAGGAUCAAUAGAUGUUGUAAGAGCUACCCCAGAAAAAUGGCAGCAUUUAGAUACUUUUAAUGACUGAUAAUGCGUCCUGUUUUUGUUUUCUUUCUGGGCUGAUUUCAUACAUUACAUUGCAUGAACCAAAGUGUCCUUGAAUGAACUUUCUGGAAGAUAAAAGAGUUGUAAAGGAGUUGGCUGGAUUACCUGGAUAUCCUGUAUACUGUAACAACGGUCAUGAAUAUCUGACGAUCCUGGAGGAUACAGUUAUAUUUCAUCAUACUUUGCUUUCCUUGGUAUUCUGGAUAUUGGCAACGAAUACCUGGUUAUCCUUGAUAGCUACAGCUAGGGGUUAUAAAUAACUAGCUAUCCUUGGAAGUCCACAGGUGAUCUCACAAUAAGCGAUACCCUUGAUAGUAGAGGUAAGAAGAUCAAUCCUGGGAUAUCCCAAUGAUUAAAAUGAAGGUUAUGGAUACCUCACUUUCCUGGAUACUGCAGUUACGAUAAUGAAUACCUGGCUAUCCCGGAGAGUAAAUUUGAACACCUGCCAACCUUAACAGUGCUGUUAGUUUAAUGAGUACCUGGAUAUCCAGGAUUGUGCACAUCAUGUAAUCAAUAGCUGUUUAUCCAGGAUAGUGCAGUCAGGGUCUGGAAUACCUGGCCAUUCUUGGUACCAGUGCAGUUAGUCCAGUGAAGACCUGAAUAUCCUGGAUAGUGCCGUUAGGGUUAAUUUAAAAUGUAUACCUGGAUAACAAGUUUACAGUUUAACUUUUCUUUUUAUUAGAAGUACAGAUAUACAUCCAGAUAACCAGCAUUUGUUGUGCUUAAUAUAUGUCACAGUUUCUCAGUUUUGAAACGGUCAAGACAUUGCAGACUAUUUUGACCAUUAUGAAUUGAUAUGUCAUAAAAAAGUGAAGCAAUAAUAAUUUUGUUUUAUUUGUGAAUUUAGCAGGCAUGUUUUUGUUGUGGUUUAAUCAAAGCCGCACAGUGAUAACUGUCAUAUCACAUCAAUGCAGGUCUGCCGGGAUAUAGUAAAAAACUAGAUUAAACUACAUUUUUGUUGCCUUGUAUUUGGAAGGGUACUCAAUAUUAGCUGUUUGGAAGUUCAGGUAAAGGGUUCGGCUCCUAGACUAAAAACCAGAGCUGGAAACAUCAUUGGUUUCGUCUCCAAUUGAGCUGUUUUACUCCUCUGUGUCGCUCGUUGCCGCCCCUCCGCCUCGGCCAUGACCUUGUUGCACUGCCAAGUUUCUGUGUCCGCGUUUCUAAAGCCUGGGAAUGAAUUCAUGGAGGAGGGGAGGGAAGGGCAGGGGAGGGGGUCCAUGCCGGGCUCUUGAGGAUGGAUUACGUCACCCUGAGCUCAAAGCCUGAAGGAAUGCUGAGCUGUCAAAGCAAAGGAACUCGCAGCCAAAAUAUCCAGCUUGCUCACACACAAGAUCGAAGCAUUAAAACUGAGUAUUUGUUUGUCUCAUGGUUAGAAAAUCCAUCCCAAAUCCAUCCUCCUCCUAAAGGACAAAUACUAGGUUAGAAUUAUUUUGGAAAUUGAAGCACUGAGGAUAUUAAAUCUCAAAGUUUUACAGUAAACAGGCUGAUUUUGAAGGCUAAACGUGCACCCUUUCCCUGUCAGAUGAAGUUAUGUAAGAGGAGAGUAUUUUUUUGUUCAUCGUUCGGCUGCAGACCGCCUUACGCUGUGUGUCACUCCCGAUCCCACUCUCUCCGAGCUUCGCUGUGGAUUCUGCCAGCGAGAGGAGGGGGAGAGGGAGGAGGGACCAGAUAAACGAGGAGGAAGAGGCAGGGAGACAGGGAGGAGGGAACAGGGGCAUUGAGUUCACUGAGUGUGUGUGUGUGUGUUGGAGUGUGUGUGCGGGGCACCCUGUCUGCAGUGAGCUCAGAGCUCUGCUGCUUCAAACAGGAGAGAGGGGCUUCGUGCUGACAGGCAGUUGCCAUUGUUGUCGUUGCCACACAGUGAGUGGGUUCAAAUGGAAACUGGUGCUUGUUUCAGGGUUCGAUGGGCUCUUGUCUCUGUAGACUCAGGUUUAUUUUUAAACUGUUUGGGGAGGUGAAGAUUAAUGUUAUUAUUGCUAACAUGACAGCGGCGCUUAAGUGUUUGAGAUCUUUUCCACAGUACGCGCCAUCCAUAAGGACGGUAACCCAAUAAAUGCUAAAGACACAGAAUUACCAUUGUAACUAUUGGUUAAUAUCUGCUAUCUCUGCCUUCAAUGUUAUCAUGGAGCUUUUUCUUUGACUAAAACACGCAAAUGCCAGCGGUUUCCAAGAGAGUUUUUCCAAACAGUUUUAAAUGUCAGCUACAUGUUAGGCCUGAUGACUCUGUUUUCUGCAGCUGAGUAUAGAGACGGUCACUUCCCAUGUGCACAGUGUUGUUCAACAGUGUUUUGACCAUAGACUGUAUAUACUAUGGACAACUUGGUUCUGCCUUCUGCCUGUAUAUGGAUUUGAAGCCAAAAAGCUCUCGGUAUUUCCAGGAUAUUUCUUCAUUUCCUGAAACCAGCAUUGCGCAGUAGCUAUGCGCGCAUUCGGGCGCGCAGUCGUCGAGAGUCGCUGUGAUGACGCUCGGCUUAAACAGCGUAUCCCCCGGGAGAGCUACGCAAUCCCUGAACGCCAAUAGGCUGUAUCAGGUGUCAAUCAUAGAAAACAUGAACCCCAUAAUAACUUUUAAAAACUGAGCUUCACAGAAAAAAUAGGACUUGAGCACAAACCAGUCUUACUGUAACUACAUGUCAACAUCACAAGCUGGGGGGAGAAAAAUUUAUGUUCUGUGGAAUAAAUUUCUAAAGUUUGAGUGUCUCGGGGUGGCUUCACCCAAUGAGGAGGCAGACUCUGUCCAUUCUUUAUACAGUCUAUGGUUUUGACCUAGUGUUGGGCGGUAUGAACAAAAUGAGUAAUUUCAUAUCACGGUAACUGUAAAAAUCACGGUAUGGUAUUUCCUCCUGUAAAUUCAAUUAAUGGCUUUAAAAUAACCAUACUGCCGCAUUUGUUCAUUUUCCUUGUAUUUUCAAACUUGGAUUUGUAUACAAAUGCAAAAAAAAUGCCAGACUAAUCUGGCAUACCUUUGGUGAAAGUCUCUGCCAAGCUCUUUUGUACGGGAGAAGCUGCUGCAGUUUUAGUUUUUGGUGCAGCAGGUGCGUCAUGCAUCUUUUGGCUCCCUUGGUGUAUUUUAUCUUUAGGUGGUGGAAGAGGUUGCUGGUGUUUCCUCCUCCAGCAACAACACUCUUAACAUAGUAUAGUUUUUUGAUCAUUGUCGGCUUUUCUAAAUCUGAAGAAUCUCCAAACAACCCAUGUCGCGACUUGCAUUCCUCCUCCUCUUCUUCAUGUUGGGUGGGUCGGGCUGCCCCCGUUUGCUCGGUACUGCCACUAAUCUCCGUGUCCGCCACGACCACCACCAGUGACACUGUUUCUUCUUCAUUGAAACUAUGCAGAGCAGUCUGCUGGACACGCUGGUGAUUAUAGGGAGCGCAUCCAAACCUUACCAAUCAAAGUGAGCGAACAAACUCUGCACGACACACUGGUGAAUUCACGGAAACGCACCCAAACGGAUGCGCUCUGGCUUCUUCUGUUAGCGAUUUCAGACAACUACACACUGACUCAGAGAGAUGCAGCAGACAUCGUCUCUCUCUCUCUGGUAUAAACAGCAUAGCAAAAUUCCUACUUAUAGACACUUUUAUUCUGUCACAUGGUAUAUACCGUCAUACCACCCAAAACUAUUUUGACCUGACAAAGAUCUUUAUGUUUGUACCUGCUGUGAAGUUACUGUAAAACUCUAAAGCCUGGUCUAUGUGUCUGUGCCGGACCUAUGCUGUAGUUUCAAAACAUAAGUCUGUAGUUAGAUGUCUAUGGCCACUGCCUUGUCCUGCUGUGCUCCCUCCCUAUUUGUUUAAAGGAAACCAUGGCGACUAAAUCCCAGCGUGAUAUGUUUGAGUUAUCUUAACAUGUAGCAUCAUAGCUGUGGACUGAAAAGAGGUGACAGCUUGUCGUCAGGGAACACGAUGUCAAAUCUUCCUGUUAAACUUUUAAGCACAUCAUAAGAUUGUUAUAAGCUCAUCACCUUAAAAUCCCCGAAACGAGAUCUCAGGGAUCUGGAUCCAUCAGACAGGCAAACCUAAACUAGUCCAGUUAGAGUCUGCCCUAUAAUGAUGCUACAUUCACGCAUUGUGUUCACUUUUAAUUAAAACAAGUAGUUCCCCACACAUGAGGACCACGCUGCUGCCAGCCUCAUCUACUUUAUUUGCGUACUUAGACACGCCCACAGUUCAGACAUAAUUAAAAUAACGACAACCCCAUUCAGUGCGGGUGUUAAUGCAAAAGCUCAUGAUUAGAUUUCCUUAUACAAAUAACCCAUCCAGGCAAAGAUGAAGGUGAAAGAGGGCUAGGAGAUUCCUGUACAAAAAUACCCACACUGAAAGUAUGUGGCUUCACCAUUAGACCGAGAAUGUGCAGUCUCAUAAAAGUAAGCUGCACAGAUUCAACAGCUGGGUUUGAGUAGGAUCUACAGCAGGUGUCUAGACUGAAAAGCACAAGAGAUUUUGAGACUUGAAGAGAGACUUAAAUAUGAGUAUGCACAGAUAGAGGAGAAAGAGUGGAUACAUCAAACUUAUUCAAUGAGGACAGAGUUGAUCUGUUUUUACCUGUCAGUCAGUCAGUACAUCCCAUCCCAGGGACUGUUUGUGAAACACCUCCGAUUUCAGCUGGUUAACAGAAUCUUGUUAAGUGUACUUUGUGUCUGUUUUUCCAGGGCAAUCAAGGCGUUCCAGGAGGUGCUUUACAUCGACCCCGGUUUCUCAAGAGCUAAAGAGAUUCACCUGAGACUGGGACUUAUGUUCAAAGUCAACACAGACUACGAGUCGAGUUUAAAGGUAAGCCUGAAUGUCAGUUUGCUCCACUAUGAAUUUUAUCUAGACAAUUAAGUGACACUGUUUUAUAUCCUGUCAGUAUAAACCUAUAACAUUUUUACAUCUAAUAUAUCAGAAAUAAUACCAGAUCAUAACUUCCAUGUCCUUCUAAAGCUUAAAUAAAGAAAAUGUUCUUAGUUGCGUUGAAAGAGAGAUAUUAGGGCUGCUGUUUAGUAGUUUUUAAUGGAGAACAACUUGAUUGUGAAAUGUGUACAAAUUGCGGGAAAUUUGGAUCAAACCUCUGGUAGUGUUUUUUGCUCAUUGCAGCAAAAAUGCUUGUAACAUCAUCACCUUUCUUAGGCUUGUUUUUGCUGUGCUUAAGCUUUAGAAGAUGGCCGUUUGGCCCUUUUAGUUUCAGAAAAGAGGGGAAUGGAAAUCAUUUCAACUUUUGGAAAUCAGAAAAUGUCACUCAAAUAAUGGGAGUAGCAAUACGACUAGUAUCAGACAUAUUUGGAGGAGUGAAAAUAAAAUGUGAUUAGAGUAUUUGCUGUAAACAAAGCAUUAGUAUCUUUAGAAGAGUGUAAAAGUAGCAGGAAAAUGUGGCCAAAAAUUAUAUCAAAAUAUCUCCAGAAAAUUUAAAAUAACGAUUUUUAAGGAUAUAAGGGUAUAAACAAGUUACUGAUCACCCUUUCAAGUGAGUUCCAGUGAGCAGACAGCAGCACGUGAUAUUAAAGAGAUAUUAGAAAGAUAGAAAGAUAUUAACGUUAACUACACUUACCAUGAUAUCCCAGUUUUAUUUUAACCCUAGCUGCAGUAUUGGGGAUUUCCAGGUAUUCAUAACUCUAACUGCACAAAACCGGAUUUCCAUGUAUUUAUCUUAACGCACUCAGAUUUUAACCAACAAAGUACAGAUACAUGUAUUUCGCGCCAUUGAAUCUUAUUGCAUCACAUCAGUUUUUGUGUACCUCAGUUAAGUACGUAUUAUGAUACCGAUUGUAUUCUGUAGUAAUUCAAUGUAGUGUUGCACCCCUAAACUGUCACACCUGAGAUAUUUCUACUGUAACUUUAAAGCUGCUAACAGAGAUUGGUUAGGGUUAGGGUCUGAUCAUCCUGUAAGCGUCAGAAACAUGGACUCUGUGGGGUCAUUUUUCCUUUAUGCUGCUCGGUAUUGUACUCCUGAUGUGCAGUCACACAGCAGACGUGACCUCCCCAGUCCUCAGAUUAACAAAGGCUGCUGGAUCGUCUGUCUGCUCUGUCUGUGCUAAAGCCUGUCUCCUGUCUCCCGACACCUGCGAGCCUUCAUGUUCAGACUGUAAUGAAGGGCUCUCUGACUGGAGCCUAUGGAUCUGUUGUUGUCUGACAGUCCUGGUUCCCUUUAGGGCCAGACUGAGACCUGAUCCUGGGCUUUGUGCUGCCCCAGACGUUAUGUCACGGGAGGUUUUAGCAUGUAUGUCAAAUGCACUGGCAAACUUGCGGAACAUUGCUGUACAUUUAACCUCAGAGCUGAUUCCCCGCUUAUUUAGAGGAGUUUGUAGCUUAGAUUUAGAUGAUUUUAGUCCGUUUCAACAAACAGUCUUGAAAGGAUGUUUUUUUUAAGCUAUUUUAUCUUUAAAUUUAGAGUUUGAAUGAGAUCACAUCCUUUCAUGCACAUCUUGAUGUCUUGGUUCUUGCUGGUGGAGCCUGCAGCUCAGCAGGCUGCACGUGCUGCACGUCCUCCCUCACUCUCGGCUGCACCCCUCCCUUCCCCGUACUGGCUCUCUGCCAGAAUAUCACACACACAAACACACACCUCACACACAUGACUGCCCCAGUUAUCCACAGGGAGGGGCCGGUAAAUGUCUGAAGGAGCAGCAGGGACUGAAUAAAGGUAGAAGAAAGAGAGAUGGGAGAGGGGGGGGAACACAGGAAAUUUAAGAAAGAGCUGCAGAGGAUGAUGAUGAUGGAUGUGCGGAGGAAGAGGAUGUGGAGAUUGAAAUGAAGCACGCAGGUUUCACAGAGCUUCCUCUUUAUUCCCUUGGAGCAGGGCGGAUAGAAAAAGAGAUUGAGAGGGAUCAAGUGAUGGAGACAUGCACUUUCCUGGUCAGGGUACAGAGACUGGGGGUUUGCCGUAGAAGCAGUCCAUAAUAAUAUCAUAUUUGUUGUUUAAUGAGGGGCAAAAUUACUAUAAGAAGUGUGUCUCUCAUUUCGCAAAAUCGAUAACCUCAAAACCUCAGCCUUAAUUUCAACACAACACACUCCCAUGUCACUUAUUAAGCUGGACAGUCGUGAUCUUGCUUGGCUGUGAUCGCCUCACCCUCUCACAUCCUGCUCAUCCUUUCCACCCGGCUCUUCCUUCUGCUCCUCUCCCUGCCCUCCUCUCUCCACCUGUGGCUGCAUGAUCACUCAUGCUGCCGCAGCACAACACAGUGAAAAUAAAGCAGUUCACUAUACACUGAGCAGCAUCCCAACUUCCUCAUCCUCCUGAACUUUGAUGGAGGGGAGGGUCAGAGCCCACGCUUUUCCGUAAAGGAAGAAAUAGAGGGUGUGCCGCAUUCAUCGUACGGAACAAAACAAGGCAACAUGGCAGGCGGUUAAGUAAUCUAUCUCUAUUAUCUUUUUUUUUACUACUGCAGUGUGGUCAAAUGUGAACACCUGGAUCUUCAUUAAGAUCUAUCAUGUCCUCAGACUGAGAUUUUCAAGGCUUCCUCACUGUCACUGAAAGAUUUGCAGCUCCAGACCAAUUUUUCAAGGAAAAAAAAUGGCCCUUCUCAUACUGUGAAGAAAUCACACCAAACCACAUUUAAUGGCAGUUUCAAACUGCAGUUUAAUGAGUUUGAAUAGGUAUUAAACGGGCCUUCCAGUUAUUCACACGUUGAAUUUGGAGAUGAGCCGCAGAAGUUGAAGAUGUUGAUUUUAACGCAAUCCCAAAACGGCAACCCCUCGAUUGUGUUGUUGCUCGGCAUAACAACCAAGUGAUAGAGGCUUGGUUGGAGCCAGGGUCUGCAUUUAUUUUCACAUCUACUUUAUUAUUUAUCUUUCUAUAUGAAUUUUUUCUCUGAACCCACUACAUGAAAAGACUCUCCACCAAACAGACUCCUCGUAGCUGCAGAGAAAUCUAGGACUGAGACGCUUUUAUUUGUAAGGUGAGAAGUUGUCUGUCUCUGUAGAGCCAGGGAGAGGUGCAGUGUGUGUGUGUGUGUGUGUGUGUGUGUGUGUGUGUGUGUGUGUGUGUGUGUGUGUGUGUGUGUGUGUGUGUGUGUGUGUUUUCCUGCUUUGAGGUAUUGUGUGUCAUCUCUCUGCACUCUCCACUGCAGCCGUCUGCUGAAUAGUAAUCAGUGACACCAGGAGAAGAGAGAGGAGAAGGGAGGAGAGGGGGGAAGGAGGGGGUAGAUAGAGAGAGCGAGAGUAAGAAUGAUAGCAUAGAGACGGAGAGAGAGAGAGAGAGGGAGAGGAAGAGAGGAAGGCGAGACAUGCGGGAGAGGGAGGUGGAAUACCGAGCUGACAAUCGUGCUGCAUUAUCUGCCUGGUUGGAGGAGCAAGUGUGAAAGAGAAGGAAGGGAAGGAGACGGAGGGAGAGACCUUCAGGAGGAUGCAGAGGGCUUCUAAGAGGAGUGUCAGCCGUCUAGGUAACACAUGAAUUCUCUUAACAUUACGCUCCUGAUGAGUGUGUCUGAUAGCUCGGCUUUAAAGGAGUUUAUUCUGAGCUCGGUGCGUGUGUGUGUGUAUGUGUGUGUGUGGGCGCACGUGUGAGUGUGUGACGCUCCGGCGGCCCCUGGGUGAACCACACAGAGACACAUCCAGCUGGUCGCUUCUUGAUUUUUAUCUGUCUGACAUUGACCGGCUGCUGCAAGGCUGCUCGUCUGCUUUAAGUGUUUGUGGUUGCAGCUUUUUUUUUUUUUUUUUUUUUUUAAAUCCUAAAGCUCCAGAUGGCAGAAACUGAUAUUUUUUCCUCUUCUUCCGCUGAGAAAUUCUCCACCAGAGCAGCAGCAGAACAGCCUGUUCUGACUCUGUGUGUGUGUGUGCGCGCUUCAUUUUCCUGGUUUCAGCAGGAUUUCACAUGCCGUUUUUUUCUGACCCAGAUAAGAGGAGCUGCCGACUCCUUUUUUUUUAAAUGCAUGCAGCUGUAGCGUGGUGCAAUACUACUUAUCACCUUGAAGCCACCUAUAGAUGCCUGAGCGCUGCCUGUGCAGAAUACCCUCACUGGAUUGCAAUAUUCUCACCCUUCCAGCGGCAUCAUGUGUCUUCUCUGCAUAUUUUUGACUCUGCUCGUGUCUUCAUUACAGUCAAACGCUAUCACCAUUGUGGCUCACCAUGUCAGCAUUUGAGGGAUGUUACAGAGGUGUAUGGAAGCCCUAAGGGGUCAAUAAAGAACAAGAGAAACGUCCUCUCUGCAGCUGUGUGAAGCACUCCUGCACUAAUCAGUUCAAUGACCCUGAUGAGAUAUUAGCCGGUAUUGAGCCACGCCUCGACGAGGCUCUGCAGACAUCUUCCUCACACAUUAACAGUCUUCAGCUCAGAUGAAGGUGUGGGGAUGCAUUUUAAACUUGGUUCCCUGGUUAUAAAGGAGGAAGCAGGAUGUGUGUUUCAGGAACAGGGACAUCGCGGUUCAGCCCCUCUCACUCUGGUUAUCAGUGGCCUGGUGUUGCGGUCAGCAGGUUCAUUCAUGGUUUGAUGGAGUUUUAAUGCAGCAGACCAAAGAGCGAAGAACAAGAACUUCUCUCGGGGUUCUUUGACCUUAAAAAACUCUGCAGCAGAAAUGCUCUUCUGGCACAGUCAGGGGUGCUAUUUGCUUGUUGUCAGGUAUUGACAGCCUGAGCCAAUCACCUGUGCAAGUCAAUAGACCGUACACAAAUGAUCCCCAAAACAUUAGUUUGACAUCAAAUUUAGCCAAAUAAACACAUCUUACAGAUUAUACAAAUGAUUCAGGAAAGGGAAAAAUGAAUGGUUUCAUAACAGUCCUAAAGAUUUUGGGAUUCUCCUUUUUACAUGAGCAAAGUGAAAAGGUGAUUUCAAGUCUUGUACCAUCUCUAAAAUCUGUCAAACUUUGAGGUAAAGGUUUAUGCUUCUGCCUCUAUGGGCUCCGUAAUUCAUUGAUUCACACAGUGAUCUGCUGCACGAUUGUGAGUACCUGCAGUUGCCGGGGUGUUAAACCAAGGCUGUAAAAUUUACAACAUCUCAAUACUUUUCAUCACCACUUGCUUUAAAACUGAAUGAUGCUCAUUGUUUUUAUGUUUGAUAGUGUCUAAAUGCACUAAUGCCUGUGAGCCAGAUUCUGCGAGAAUAGGUCUGUCGCCAAUGAGAUGAAGUCCAGCCAUAGAGCGCUGGUCGUGUCACCCAGCAAAACUGAAAAAUGAGAAGUUAUUGUCCUGACUGUUCCACAUCAGAUACGCUCUAAAGACCUGAUUUACACGUCCUCAGUUGGGCUUGAUUUUCUUUCCUCUAUGUGUGCGUCUCAAACAGAUUGAAACUUGCCUCAAAGUUCUGACCCCCAAAUUUACACGUCAGGCUUUGACCUGGAUUAAGAACUGUGUUAAUGUGUUGUAGGAAGCUGGGUUCUAAUCAAAAUCAAAAGCCUGAACUGGGUUUGUAACUAAAAAUUGAAGUUUCAGCAUCUAAUAGAGGAGGUAAAAGUUUAUGAGGUACACUUGCACAGCUCUGUGGCGUUGAGUCAAUCAGACAGUGUUGUUGGCGAGACUGAAGGGGAGAUAGAGCGGAGAGAGACAGCAUUAGCAGAGCAUGUCCAACACCAAGACCUAACAUUCGAAGCGGAGAUUUUAAAUCCCUGUGUGGCAAUCUGUGGUGUGGAGAGGGACAUCUUUAGCGAUUCAAGUUCCUUCUCUGAAAUUGAGCAGAUGUUAAUAAGCUGUCUGCUGGCGUUCUACUGCAUGUACAGUAGCGUAAAGACAUUACAGUGUAAACUCAUUACCUUUCGCCUUAUAAAGAUGAAAGCCUUACCUACCUUUUGAAGGACGAAAUAAGCUUCUGGUGAAUUGGGUUUUUAUUUCAGAUCCAUUCAAACAGAAUCAUAACUGUCCACUGAGGCCAUCCUGGGGUUACAAGCUUUAAGAAAUCCAGAGCAUUAUGAAUUCAGAUUAUUAACAGAAGAGAUAAAGAUGAGUACAUUGACAUUUAUCAUGUAAAAGUCCAUCUUAAUUCAGAUUUUUCUUCAUGUUAUUUUCUGUUUUCUCUGCAGCAUUUUCAGCUGGCUUUGAUCGACUCCAACCUCUGCACUUUGUCCAAAGCUGAAAGUAAGUAAAAUUAUGAUCAAAGUUCGAGUAAGCAGAGGCCCUGUACUGCUGCUGCUGUGUAAUGCAAUAUUAGAUUAGAUGGAGCAGCCUGUCAGUGACAGAUAGCACAUAUUAAAAGGCCAGAGGAAUAUUUCUACAGAGCAGCUCUUCCCCUCUUGCUGCCGUCUCCCUGCUGACUCUGAAUGAGACCACGGUUGCCUUGGAGACUGCACAUGGCGAUUUCAUAUUACAUGUGCAUGUGCAUUUACACCCCCUCCCCCACUUUUUCAAUCAGUGCUAUAUACAGUUUACAGUCUGAACACAGUAAUAAUUCCUGUGCUGUAUUAAUACAAGUCUCUGCUUUGUUUCCACAGUCCAGUUCCACAUCGCUCAUUUGUAUGAGAUCCAGGUGAGCGACACAUUCUCAUUUUUCUUCCGAUCAUUGAUGUUCAUAAAAGUUGAAUCAACUCCAUCACGAUCAUUUGUUACUGGGUAAACAAAAAAAAAAACAACUCAGGUAGAACAAUGUCAGUUGUCCUCUUAACAAUGCUGUUUUAAUUUGAAGUUAAUAAAGGGAACCCAACAACGAUUUCUAAACAACCUAUCAGAGAUUUUAUUCUCUAAUGAAAGAAGUCUGGUCCAGUUCAGUCAGUAGGGCAUGCAAGCUGUUAUCAGGGAUUCCACUGUUGAGGAAAGGCACCAAAAUAACCGAUCUUGUGAUGUUAAACUGGAUGUUGUCUUUUCUACUUUGAUUUUAUUUGAUCAACUUAGUUUUGUAUUUAUCUUCAAUUCAUGUCAGGGAAUGCUUCGGGGGUGUUAAAUCUACAGCCUUGCUGAGCACCCUGGAUCUUUUUGUAGCUUCCAGAGAAAUCAGCCUUCUCCUCUUAAGGCUUUUACUAUGUGAGAUGUUCAGCUCACACUGGCAGUAUGUAUUGUGUGAUCUGUCAACAAGAUCCACGCAUUGAUAAAAGGUAGAGGGAUGCAUUAAGGAGUCAAAUGUGAAGAGAAAAUCAGACCUGUUGGUUUUGAAGUCAUAAAUCUGACUCUCUUUUAGCCUGAUUAGAUCAUCAUGCUAUCUUGACUUGAGAAUUAAUAUCAUAUAUAUUUUUAUAUAUGGAAACUUCGAAAUGUUAGCAGUAUGUUGAUAGAGCUGUGAAAUGGAGAUGUGCAGUUACAGAAACACAAAACGGCUGAGAGCAGAGGGUUUAUUGCUGUGAUGUGUUGCAGACAGUUUGUGCAUGGGACCAUUUUUAGCGUGAUGCAUGUUCAGAUAGUUUCAGACUAAAAGUCUUGUUUCAUGGGUUUUGUUUAGAAGUUUCUGUAUAAUUAGUUGCAUUUCUUCACAAAAGUCUCCUUUGGUGAAUUCUGGGUGUGAGUGGGCAGCUUUGAAUUAAUUUGGAGAGUGAGAUUGAUUUCCCUGAUUUUUUGUCGUGUCAGUAUUUUGUCGUCCGCCUCAAGGACCAUCAUCAGUCUGAGCAGGAAAGACCCACUUAGAGCUUCUCUCAUUUAUGUGCCCUGAGUGUCGGUGUUUACCCGGAGGUGUCUUUAUUGUCUGCAGACAGGAAGAGCCUCCGACCAGACUGUGCAGAUGUGCGUUUGUGUGUGUGUGUGUGAGGAGUUUUAAAGGGGCGGGUCAGCAUGCGAUUGAGCUGAUAAGGGAAUAUUUUACCUCCAGAAACGGGUUCAGACUCAAGGUCAAUAAGGUCGCAGGGUGAAAACAAACAGCAGACUCACCUCAGACCGCGGAGCUCAGGUUUCCUAAAAACACAAAGAGUGCAGUGCAGCGGUCACAUGCACACACACACACACACACACACACACACACACACACACGCACAGUCACGCACAGAAACACACUCGGUGCUGCCAGACGUGUUGAGUCUGGCCUGUCCUCCUCCAUGCUGACCCUCCCCCUUGUGUGUCUGUCUGUCUCUGGGACUGGCCGGUCAUUACGAGUGUGAGGAGGUCUUAGGACUCUUUGUGUGUGCCAGUUGUAACCAUAAAACACAGUGACCCUCCUGUCUGGCUGAAACAACCCCUCUGUCUCCUUCUCUCGUCCUCAGAAGAAAUACAGAGCGGCGAAAGAAGCGUAUGAAAGUCUGCUGCAGACUGAAAAUCUUCCUGCACAGGUGAAGGCCACCACUCUGCAACAACUGGGUGAGUGUCCCUCUCUAUACUGAGUCCUGUCUCUUUAACAUUUUCCACGAUGCACCUCUUUGCACAACCAUCAAGCUCUUUUCAUGGAUACUGUUCGGGACGGUGUUGCAUUUUGCUUUGUGUUUCCAGGAGUUGCAGCAGAAUUUAUUGCAAGUUGUUUAAUAUGCUCUGUGAUUUUUAAAGUACCAGUGUGAGUGUGUGCAGCGGCAGAGCGCUAUUUUCUCUCCAUCCCCUCCCCCCACUGACAGAGAAGACAUGCACGUGCACUCAAAUGCAAAACUGUUGUGUGGAUGGGUGUGUGUGCACGGUUCCUGCACAGUAUGUAAAAAUAAGGAGGUGCAGUUUAGUUAAUGCAGGUCUGGAUAAAUUAAGAAGAGUAAAAAGAGAGAGUUGAAACAAUUAAUCAAUAUUUUUUCCCCAAAAAUUUUAAGUUUUCUUCCAACAAAAAUUACAAAAAAAUUACUUAUUGGUGGCUUUCAGUGGACCUUUAGUGCAGUUUAAUGUCAACACUUGUUAAAAACAGUGUGAGCUUAAAGGUGUAAAAAGCAUGGAGAGAAGUUUGGCAUGUGGCUGCACACUUGUGCACAGAGCUGCUUCAACACCUCAGUUGAUGUCUUGAUCCAGACCCAGCUGCUUCAACUUUGAGUGUCCGCUGAUACUGAGUCCUGAGUUUGUCUGGAUAAUAGAGUUGUGCUCAGUCUUCUUAUUUGUAUGAUAAGGGAUGCACAGUGUUACUAGUAUAGUUAAGGUGUCGCUAGAGAAAAGCUUAAAAGUGAAUUUAUAGUAUCUGCAGAUAUUUACAUUUCUGCUUAUGAAGUUAUCAGCCAAAGAAGGUUGCAUUGAAUAUUUUAUACAUGACUAUAUGGAAAUAUUUUCACAGAGAUAUGUUAAGACUGCUUUUAUUUGAAUCUUGAUGAUAAAUAUUUAUGAACAUCUGAAAAAUGAUGUUCAUGUAUGAACUCAGUACAUGGUCAGGGCUCCUUUUGCAUAAAUCAUCUCUCCUGUGAUGUUAUGAAGCUCCUUCAUCUUGUCUGUACUGUUGCUCUAGUGUCUCUCAUCUUCCUCAUGAUGAUACCCCAGAUAUCCUCCAUGGGGUUCAGGUCUGGUCUGGCCAGUUGGCUGGCCAAUCAAGCACAGUGAGACCUUGGUUAGUAAGCUAGUUUCUGGUAGUUUUGGUGCUGUGGGCAGGUCCUGCUGGAAAGGGAAAUCUGUAUCUCCAUUAAGCAGAUUGAAGCAUGAAGGUCUCUCAAACCCUCUGGUAGACUGCAUUGACUCUGGAUUUAGACCAACUGCACCAGAUGACAUGGUGCCCAAAUUAUCACAGGCUGUGGAAACUUUAUACUGGACUGGAUUCUGAUCUUCCUCCAGAAUCUGGGACCUUGAUCUCCAUAUGAGACGUAAAACUGUCUUUUGAAAACAGGACUUUAGACCACUGAGCAGUAGUCCGGUUCUUUUUCUUCUCAGCCCAGAUUGGACUCUUAUGAGGUUGUCUCUCUGGUUCAGGAGUGUCUUGACAGCAAGAACACAACACUUAUAGUUGUGUAGUCACUCUUGAUGCUCUGACUCCAGCCUCAGUCUGCUCCUCCUUGUGAAGCUCCCUUAAGUUCUUGAAUCUGCUUUGUGUGACAGUCCUCUCAAUGCUGCGCUCAUCCCUGCUGUUUGGUCACCUUCUCCUCCAUCUCAUUUGCCUUCAGUCAACUUUCCAUGAAUCUGUUUUCUGUGAACAGCCGGCCUUUUCAGCAGUAAUCUUCUGUGGUGUCAGUGCUUGUCUUCUGGAAAACUCUCAUAUCAUUAGUCUUCCUCAGGACUGUGGUUGUGAGGACUGAACCAGAGAGAGAAUGAAGGCUCAGUAAACCUCUGCAGGUGUUCAGAGUUCAUUUAGAGCUUUUUUCAGGACUGAAAUGACUGACAAGAACGAGACAUCUUCAGUCGCAGCUGUACAAAUGACAAAAUAUAAAGUUUGUCUACUUCUGAUUUUUGCAUUGUUGAUGUUUUCAGAACAGUUUAGAUGAUUUUUUUGUCAAAAGAAAAACCUUAAAGUUGAAGCUGUGAUGUUCAUGGCUCACCGGUAGUAAAAACUUUCUUCAGUCCAGCCUGCUGAGGUUGCCAUCGUGUCCUGUUGAGCGUCACACGGGUGGAGAGGAGAGGAGCAGAGGGAGUGUGUUUGUUGGCAAUCACCCAUCACAUCUUUGUUUGACUGCGUGGAAGGAGGUUGCAGGGCAGGGAGUUUUUGUUUGCUUUUGUGAAUGCUUGCUCAUGUGACUGUGACACCUGUUUGAAGUGCGUUUGUUUGCAAAGUAAAGCCCCGCCCCCUUUUUCAUUUGUGUCUUCCCCUCCUUUGCGGAGAUUGUUUAUGUGUCAUAUCCAUUUGCACAUCAGAGUUCUUUACAUUCCACUCUCCUUGAUUCUCAAGAAAGAGCUGCUCACUCUCUCUCUGUUUCUGUUUCUUUAUGUGGUGAAUUUUACUUUCUUCCUCUUGAUUUCUGCUCCUCCAGGCUGGAUGCAUCACACAGUGGAGCAACUUGGGGAUAAAGGCACCAAGGACAGCUAUGCCAUCCAGUGUCUGCAGAAGUCUCUAGAAGCAGACCCAAACUCUGGCCAGUCCUGGUACUUCCUCGGCAGGUAAGACAAACAAAGAUGUGAGUGAGUGAGUGAGUAAUUUGCAUGGCUGACCUCUGACCUAGUGGGGCCUGAGAUGUGCUGAUUAGACUGUUUGUUAAAGCCAUCUGGAUUGAUAGAUUAGAUGGUUGUCGGUGAAGGUUAAUGCUCAGGUCGGGUGGCAGCAGGUGCUUGAAUUCUCCAGUUUUCUUGGCCGUUGAAGUUUUUUUUCCGCCUGAGAGCAAAUGAGGCGUCUGAGUGCACACAGGCAUCGGAGCAGAAAAGCAUACAUCACUCCCUCAGGGGCCGUGCUGUCCCUCAAGGUGUUGGCUUGGCUGGGCUUGGCUCAUGGUGACUUCACUAGUUCUUCUUCAUCAACAGUCACACCUCUGAAGGCUGAUGUCGAGAACUGAAACCAGGCUCCAAAUUUAUAAGAUACGCAGAUUCAAUGAGGCACAUGAAUUUCAAUUCUCCUUUUCGGUUUCUGAUAGUAAGUUAAAUCAUUCAUAUUUAAACCUCAGUGAGAAUUUUAAAGUCCAUAUUAGGUUGUUUUUUUUUUUUUUUUGCUGUGCUAGUGUUUAUACUGCACCAGUUUGUGAGGCUAGAGUCUAGGGUUUGACUUUGGCCUGGGUGAUUUGGUGAAAAAAUGAUCAUGAUAUAUUUUGUCAUAUCGUCCGAUCUCGAUUAUUAUCACAAUUUUUUUUAACUGCCAGUUUUAAGAACUAAAGAUUAGCUCAACAUUUUAUUAACGUACAAAAUAAAUAACAAAGCAAAUUGAAUAAGAGACACUUAGAAAAAUACAAAAACCAUCUUAACUCAACAGUACAACAAACGUAGAUAAAUACUAAAUAAUACAGUAAACUUGUUUACAGUCCUAAGUGUUUUUGCAGGUAUACAAGACCCAAAAUAAACAAAUCCCUCCCUCAGAGAUAAUAAAGACGCCUUAAAAUGUAAACAUCUGAUGUAGACAUAGAUGAUAUGAUUGAUCGCUGCUUUGGUCUGGUGGCUGCACUGCUAGUUGUGGCUAAACUGCUAAUGCUACUCAUGCCGUCAGCAGUGACAGGCUGUGCAAACUUAGCUCCAAUUUUCAUGCUUUCCACGUAAUCACUCAGGAAGUACUUCUUCAAAUGAUUAAACUGAUUUGUUGUGUAGCCGGUUUUUUGAGGGCACUGACUGCCAACAUCCCUUGUACAUCGGCUUAAUUGCUCAGCGUCACUUUGGAGAUAUCUAAACCACCGCCACACAACCGACGCUGAAUAACUUUUCUUCUCAACAAUGGCAUCUUUGGAGGUCACGGCUGACAGCUAUUUUGCUGCCUUAGCUCUGCGUUUAGCUCCACAUUCGGUCGUACUUCUCUGGCAACUUACAAAAGUGAGCAGGAAAAGCUCGACUCUGAUUGGCUGUUGUUUCAGCCAUGUUUGAUUAAGUAAAUAUGCUCACAGCUGAUCAACGCGAUCGAACUGAAAGUUAUCAUGAUCAUCAAUCACGAUCAUAUAAUCGCCCAGUCCUAGUUUGACUUUGCUUCACCAAAAAUGGAUCCCAUGAUAUUUCAUCACAGGUGUGUUUUCAACAUUUUGAUUUGUAAACAGGUGAUUUAUUUCUCUUUCUCUUCUGUCUCCUUCUCAUUCCUCCAGGUGCUACUCCAGUAUCGGGAAGGUGCAGGAUGCCUUCAUCUCUUACCGUCAGUCCAUCGACAAGUCGGAGGCCAGUGCUGACACCUGGUGCUCCAUAGGGUAAGAACAGAAGAGCUCGACUUUCAUACUGAAGGAGGCAGAGGCCUUAACUGAAAUCAGUUUAAACUGGAUGAAAUGGUUCAUCAUCUGCUCUAAAAAAAACUCUCAUGAUGAUUCAAAGAGGGAAAUGUGACAGAGGACACAGGCAGAGGGAGGGGAUUGAGAUAGGAUCUAUAGAUAGAUAAACGUAUGGAGACUAGAGGGCUGGGUCUGUCCCUCAGGAGUCAGUGGGAUGGCUCAGAUAAGAUAAAGACCUAAAUCCUGGAGCAUGCUCAAAGCCUAACCUCCUCCUCUUCUCUCCCUCUGCCCUCAGGGUUCUCUACCAGCAGCAGAACCAGCCUAUGGACGCCCUGCAGGCCUACAUCUGUGCCGUUCAGCUGGACCACAGCCACGCCGCCGCCUGGAUGGACCUGGGAACCCUGUACGAGUCCUGCGGGCAGCCGCACGACGCCAUCAAGUGCUACAUCAACGCUACACGCAGCAAGGCCUGCCUCAACACGGCGGCGCUCACACAGCGCAUCAAACUGCUGCAGGUAGGUUCAGCCCUCCCUCAGGGUCCAGCCUGUUUGUUUGAUAUCGUGGAGUAUUUUCGUGUUUGUGUAUCAAAGUGCUGUGUUUGAUGCCAAAGCUUUUUCAAACGAGCUUUCUAUCAUUUUGAUUUACGAGCACUGAGAUAUGAAUAACGAUUCAUAUUAACGUGUUUAAAGACAUUUUCCUCACUCGUACCUGUAAAGCAUUCCUUCAUGGCAUUAAACAUUUCCUAUUAUACUCUGUAAACCUAAGAAACACCACCUGUAUGUCGUCUCUGUGGCACCUCUCUAAAGUUUGUGUCUCACACGGUUUCUCCUAGGCUCAGUUGUGUAACCUGCAGCCAGGUAGUCUGCAGAAUAAGAGUAAAAUGCUUCCUAGUAUUGAGGAGGCGUGGAGCCUUCCCAUUCCUGCUGAGCUCACGUCCAGGCAGGGGGCCCUGAACACAGCACAGACACAGCAGGUGAGACCCAGCUCCUACCGCAGACUCCUGCCUCUGAGAUAUUACUGAGCAAUUAAAUUUAAGAGGGUUGUGAAAGCUGAAGCAUCGCUGUGAUCCUGUCAGGUUGAUUUCCUUCUUGGUAAUUGAUGUAUCUCAAAUUCUGGUUUGCAUCUGAGCUCUGAAAGAUCAUGAUGUUAAAGUUAGAAGAAUCAGAGUAAGGCCUGUAUUGUUUGCUAGUAGAAAGCAUAAUUGACCUUGUCAGUGCCGCUCGAGUGGAAGAAACAUUUUGUAGAGUUUCAAGAGAUGUUAUUUGUCCCGUCACUCUAAUCUUAAAUGUACAAACAUAAAGCCUAAGUCUAUAGCAUAUUUGGCAAACUGCAAGGCAGGAAAUGCUUGCUGAAUUAAUGCAGUAUAUCACAAUGCAUGUGUAAUAGUUUGACCUGAAACCUUCCCCUCUUUAUAUUUUUGUGCCGUGUAUUUGAGUUAUAUAUUUAAAAACCUGAAACAAUAGUUUUAAAGAUAAGAGACAAAUCAUACAGCUUAGAGGUAAAUAAAUACUCUCCAUCAUCAUCACAUCAGUUUUUUUUCAGCACUUUUAAUUUGCAAUUCUUUUUUUAUUAGCAUGGAUUUUUUUCUAUAAUAGAUUUUCACUCCAACAUCAUCCUCUGCCUGCUACAGAAACUUCACUUGCUCACUUUCCCCUCCAUACAUUACUAAACAGAGAACCGGGGAAACUCUCACUCCAAACUAGUUGGGAUACUGGUUGAAACGUUCGUUAAAACAGAAUAUGGUGGUUUAAAAGUCAUUUAAAAUCUAUUUACAGUUGAAAAUAGUGCAAAGAAAAAAUACUCAAUGCUGUAACUGACAAAUCUCUGCUCAUUUUAGAUGUGAUAUCAGUAACAUAUUUCUAAAAAAAUAGUUUCAGGGUCAUGUUUCCCCUCUAUGUGUCAUCAGCUCUUCUUUUACCAACACUCAAUAAAUGUCAGUGAGCCCAGGAGACCAGUUUCUGUUGUCCCAUAGAGGUUUUCAGCUGCUUAACAGCUCAGGGUCUCCUUUGUCCUAGAUUUUGUGUCAUGAUGCUCCAAAUGUUUUUAACUGGUUACAAGUCAGGACUGCAGGCAGACCAGUUUCCCAGCAGGACUCUUCUACUUCAGAGCCAUGCUGUUGUAAUCCCUGCUAAAUGUGGUUUUUCAUUGUCUUCCCUGAUAAAGUCAGUGUCUGGAUGUCAGCAUAUGUUGUUCCUAAACCUCAUUAGCUUGGAGACGAUCCUCAACAACGAAUCAAAUAUGAGAACAUAUUUUUCACCGAACAUUUAAGAAUUUUAGUUUCAUGAUUGAUCAGCCUCUGAAUAUGUUGUUUGCACGCCCAAAAAGCCCUUCACCAAUGCAACAUUAGUUUGCAUGACUCAUUCAUACAUCUGGAUCACAGCAUGACCCCUCUGAUUAUCACCUUAAUCAAACCCUCUCAGUUAGAUUAAGGUGAAAACAAUGACCAUCAUUUAAUAAUCAGAGUAUUCUUUAAAUCCUUGUGCAUGUAAAUGUAGCAUCGUGUUUGCUCCAGUUCUGAUAAAACCACCACUUUAGGGAUAACUUUGACUGUACUGUACUUAGCUCAAAGAAAAGUAGUUUCAGUAUUUUGUUAUUCGGUGUCCUCACCCUCUGCGUUGUCUGUGCUUCCAGGCCUGUAAGGGGGAGGCAGGUCAGACCGCCAGCAACCACACAGAUCCACAGGCCAGUCCCGCCAAGAAGAAACGCACUGCCAGCCCAGCGAAGGUACAGCUAAGAACAAUCGCAUUAAAAAUAUCACUGCGCCGGAUAAUAAAGGUGAUUAGAUCCGUGAAAAACACAGACUCUCUCUCUCUCUCUCUCUCUCUCUCUCUCUCUCUCUCACAGGGUGCCGCAGACUCGUGGGUAAACAACCCGAAUCAGCAGCAGAUCCCCAGCUGGUAUUUAACGCCACAAAAGCUUCAGGUAGGAAACGCCUCAAAUGUCAUGUGCAGAAAGUCUUCAUACUGGAGUCUGAUGUGUUUAUUGAGAAUUUGCUCCAUGAAUCAAUCCAUUAUCAGAAUCAGUCCGUCCCCUCCAGCAGGACACUUUCUGAAGUAUUGUUGUUGUGAACGCAGACACAAGAAACAAGAAACAAAUCUGGUCCUUGAGUUUUUAUCAGUUAAAUGAAGUUCAACUUUAUGAAAAAAUGAUAAUCUUGCACAUUAUUCUGAAAAGGCUGCUUAUUCUGAAUGUCAUUAUUAACUUGUUGGACUGAGCUCAUUUGCCAUUCUGCGAAAACAUGCCCUCUAUUUUGAACAGAAACUCUGCUGUCCGAUUUAAGACGAUUUUAUUGCUGCUCGCUUCUUCCUUUUCCGAUCAGAAAAAUGUGUCUUCUCAAGGUUGUCAUACCAUCACGAUCUCAUACCGACCCAUUCAACACUCCUCCUUUAUUAGCUCGGAUUCAUUUAAAGAAAAAAGUUAGAUAUUGUUAAGGAAAUAAAUCCUCCCUCAGUGACAAACACAUUUCACCCAUGAAAACUUUGCUGCGUCUCCUUAAGUUUGGCCAGACUUGCAAUUCUGCCAUGACCCUCAUCUCACAUAUGUAUACUGUUUUAUUAGUCUGGCAGGCAAGUUUGGCGUCUGUGGACUUCUUACUUUGGAGAGAUUUAGUUUGCUAUAAGGAACUGAAAAGUGUAACUGAAAUUCACAAACCUUAACGAAUCCACAAAUCUCUUUAGAAGCAGUUUUAAAUUGCAAGAAUUGAUACCCAGACCUGGUCCUGAGGCAGUUUAAGUCUGUCUCACCAAAAACCAGCAGUUAUAACAUCACAAAAGAUGCUUCUCAGUCUCUUUGGACUUUGGCCCAACUCUCAGCUGUACUUUCAAAUAAGAUGUUUGUGAGCUUCUUGAUGAAUGUAACUUUAUUGUGUAACAUGCAGCACCUGGAACACCUGAGGAGCAACCGAGCAAACCUCAAGCCCCCCCAGGUGCAGAUGCUGGAGCAGCUGGAGAACCAGUUCUCUCUCAUGCAGCAGCAUCAGCAGCAGGUACACAAACGCACCCGUGUGUAAGAAUGAGCGGAGUUUAUCUGCAGUGUAAGAAGGUGUAAAUUGUGUUUUAAUCGUUCCUCCUCCCUUCUCUGUGUUAGAUGAGGCAGCAGGCAGCAGCAGGCGGUCAGCCGCGGCCCAGCCUUCCCAACGGUCCUUUGGCUGAGCCCUCGCUCCACGCCGCAGGCCUCAACCGCACCUCCCCCCUCAACCACACAGCCAUCCGGCCCCCGUGUGUCACCCAGCCCACAGCCAACGGAUCCUGUUCUUCGAGUCCCUCAGCGGGGCUGCCGGGACACCUGGACAAGAAUCACACCCUGGGACUGGGGGGUGGCGGCGCGAGCAACGGAAACGUGCCUUACCCGCAGCAGAACUCUCUACCUCACAACUGCACAGCCGCCAGUCACCCCAGCACCAGCAGCACUACCAGUAGUCCCAGUCACACAGACGAGACCUGGAGGAGCCAACAACGCAACACUAACACUCAGGUAUCACAUGAUCACCUCAUUCAGGUGUUUUUGUUUUUAAUCCAGUUUAUCUUGUUUUUAGCACAAUAAUGGGCUGUUAUCAUAUUUAUCCUUUAUAUGUCAAAAUAAACGUAGCACUCUGACAAUCAACCAUAACAAAACAAAAACGCCUAAAGAAGACGCAGAGACUUUUAGCAGGAGGCCCAGAGUAACAAAUACAACAAAUUGCACCAAAAUACCACUUGGCAGACUAGAGAACAAAACGUCCAACAGUCCCUGAACACAACAGGAGUCCAACAUGAGUUCAACUGUAUGAAGAGCAUGGGGGCCCAAAAGUAUGUUAUUCUAUCUAUAACCUGAUGUAUCGCACAUGAAUUGUGAAAAAUAUUCACUCAGCCAGACGUGGGAAAGAAGUCCUGCAGGGAAACUGACCCGAGAUCAUUUAUUUAUUUACUUUAUUUUAUUUUAUUAUGUGUAUGUAUAUAUAUAUAUAUGUGUGUAUACAUAUAUAUUUCAAAUUUACUCGUUAUUCUGUUAUUUAUUUACCUACUUAUUUAUUAUUUUAUUUUGAUGACUUAUGAUUAAUUUUUUGUUGUUUUUUCUUUUCUCUGCUCUAUUAUUAUAAUAGUAAUUAUUUUUGUAAUUUUUGUGAAGCUUUAACGCUUGCUCUUUCCUCUUCCGCUCUUUCCUCAACAAGCAUCACGAUCUAUAAAAAAAGGGGGAUAAAGAGGGAACGAGCUCACCCACAAACACACACACUUCACAACACACAUAAAAACACUCACCUACCCUCACUUAAUGAAACACAGCCUUGCAACGCCGUCUAAAUGUAUCUAAAUGUUAUGUGUUUCUUGUCACUUUGUCUUGUCUCCAUUGUCUGUCUGCACUGUAUUUAUGUUGUCAACCACAGAUCUGUCCUGCAUCACCUAACUAAAAAACGUAUCUAUAACCUGAUGUAUCGCACAUGCAUUAUGAUAAAUCUUUCACUCAGCCAGAUGUGGGAAAGAGGUCCUGCAGGGAACUGACCCCAGAUCAUGAUACGGCUCAUAUCUGUCUUUUGCAGAGUCUCUAGUUUUAUGAGGUGACAUUGUGGUUUUUUCCUCUCUCUGCAGGGGCUUCAAAAAGGUCCAGGUUCACAUUCGGCAGGUCCCAAUGGAGAACCCCCUUUCUCUUCCUCCUCCUCCUCCCCUCAGACCUCCUUCUCUUCCUCUGGCAUUCUGAAUCAGGUCGGACAUUCCUCUGGGCCCUGCACUGCCUCCUCCUCGGCCUCCUCCUUGUCCCCCACCUCCCCCAACUCCACCCCCAACCACCUGUCCUCUCCCCCCCACUCCACGACUACCUCAGGGGUCCACACCAAAGACGCCACGCCUUCAGGGGGCAACAACGGCAGCAACGGCGGAGCUGCCACUUUGCCAUCAGGUUCGGAAGCCGCUGUCAGGCACUCAGCAGGGACACCUUUGAGUCCCGGCUCCGCCCCCGCGCAGGGAUUGACUAAUCACGUCCAGCCGCGGGUGACAGACAGCACCGUUAGCCAGUCUCAGCCUGGCUCUCCUGCCCCCGGCGUGCUCACUUCAGACAAUCCUCAGCUCUCAGCCUUGCUAAAGGGAAAAGCCAAUGCCACCAGUAAUGACGACAACAAUAACUACAGCAACCAUGGAGGACCUUCCUCAGAGAAGAUCAACAACGUCCACCCGGGUCUCCACGGUGCCACCAAGCCAACGUCAGAGCCGGCAGCGACCGUCGGUACGCCGUCUCCGUGCUCUGCAGACCCUCACACCGCUAACAGCCUCUCCUGCCUUAACAGCCCGUCCAGCACGACCAGUCAGGGGCCCACCGUCAACGGGAAGGGCCCCGAGGACUCCCAGAGCCCGAUGAAGGUGGAGCCUUCAGGAGACGUUCAGAAACACAGCGUCCCUGCUGGUCUGGCUCCCUGGUCUUCAGUGUCCAUCUACCCCAGCUCCAGUGAGGUGCUCAAAGCCUGCAGGUACGAACGAACUUCAACCCUGAUUUGACGGUUUAAGAACCAGUCAAGUCUUUAAAUGAAAAUAGUGCAAAGAAAAUUUUAAAAGACAACAUACAACAAUAUAUAUAGGUUUAGGAGCACUUUAUUAACUUUCUGACCUUUGUUUUGUCUGCAGGAACCUGGGGAAGAACGGCCUGUCGACCAGCAGCAUCCUCCUGGACAAGUGUCCCCCGCCCCGCCCCCCUCGGCCCCCCUCUCCUCCGCUGCCAAAGGACAAACUCAAUCCCCCCACGCCCAGUAUUUAUGUGCGUUCAGACACACCGUACAAGGAGAAAUAUUUCAGAUGUUGUUCUUGCGGCUGCAGCUCUCACAAUUUACUCUUUUUUUUUUUUUUUUCUGACCUGCAGCUUGAAAACAAGAGGGACGCCUUCUACCCUCCUCUUCAUCAGUUCUGCACCAACUCUGCAAACCCGGUCACCGUCAUCAGAGGACUGGCUGGAGCUCUCAAACUAGGUACAUGCACGCAGAAAAGAACGCCUGUAAAUUGUUUGAAUGUUUAUGUUUCAGGCGUCAGACUCGGUGAAAUGUAGAGCUUGAGAGCAGCUGGGUGUUUGUGUCUGCUCCAGUCUCACAUGGCUCUGUGGGUGUGUCUCUGAGAUCAUGACAGGCAUUGUGUGUGUAUGUGUGUAUGAGUGUGAGUGUGUGUAUGUGUUUGACUUUAACAUGUAUAACAACAGCACCACCUGCAAGUGAGAAUUGUUACUGCACGUGUUUGCUGGAGAGGAAAUUUAGGAGCUUUUUGCCAACAAGUUUCAGGCAUCUGCUGCUCAGUCACUCUGAUUUACUGCCUGAUUAUGUAAAACUGAAAUCUGACAGAGUGGUUUGUGGUUGAUUUGUAAAGGAAUUUUAUCAUCAACGGUUAAAAACAAGGACAACCGAACCAUCCUGUAUGCCCCCUUUUGAGCAGAGUCUCACCUUGUUCUUCCUCGGGGAAACAGAAGAAUACAAACAUACUUUUUUUAAACGGUCUCCCUUUUGAUCCCAAAGACUGAAAUCAUGUUGGUGAAGCUCCUUAAAAACCCUCAAAUUAACAAGAACCGUUUUUUUUUCUGAGUCUGAAAACAAAACAAAAUCCUGAAAUUCAAACCUUCCUUCAUUUUCCACAUCAUGCAGAUCUGGGCCUGUUCUCCACGAAGACAUUAGUGGAGGCCAACCCAGACCACCUGGUGGAGGUUCGGACUCAGCUCGCUCAGCCCACCGACGAGAACUGGGACCCGAGCGGCAGCAGGAAGAUGUGGCGCUGCGAGAGCAGCCGCUCGCACACCACCAUCAUCAAAUAUGCUCAGUACCAGGCUUCGUCCUUCCAGGAGUCUCUGAGGGUCAGUGAGGACACACACACACACACACACACACACACACACACACACACACACACACACACACACACACACACACACACACACACACACACACACACACUGGCUGGAAAACUGAUACAUGCAGAUGGACCAAAGCUGAGCAAUGAACCUCUGAGGGAUUUUAUUUGUAUUAUUGGCCACAUACUAACGUUGCAGAUUGUUCUGUUAGGGUGCACGUUUGAUCCCAGACUUGAUUUUUAAAGUUUUACCGUGUGAUCCAAGUUUGAGUCCUUUACGAAGCGCCCAACUACAUUCAGCUCACCGUUUUCCUCACUGAGGGGUCCGCAGCUCUUAAAAAGCCUCAGCUUCAGCCUUUUUCUGUCUCUGCCUUCUCAGUUAAAAAUGUUUCAACAUUUGAAACACCUCAGCGCUUAUUACUGUCACUUCUUGACUACUGACCUAUCAGAAUUGAAAGGGGCGGGACUUCUGAUAACAUCCUUGGCAGAGGUCCGUAUGGGAGAGGAAGUGAUCACACUUGUUUCAUUGAGGUUCAGUUUUCAGAUCCAGAGCUGCUCGUUUUGAGUGUUUGUAGUUUUCUCUGUAAAGAGUCAUUUUGAAGCAUACAGAACAUUUAUAUACGAUUGCUUUGACCACAGGGGGCGCCAGAAUGACACAAAUCGAACGUUCCUCACAGGAGCUUUAAGUCUAUCAAAAUUCAAACUACUAUAAAUCUAAUAAGGGACAUUGAAUUAGCUCUACAGUGCAUGAGAUCACUGUAUGUCUGUGUGGAGCUUCUUAUUUGUUACUAUUCUGCAUCUGUAACCAAGUCAGUGCACCUCUUCCCUCUCCUGCUUUGUUAUUUUGACCUCUGUUGAAUUCUUGUGGGAAUUCCUCCUUAAAAUUCUCAGCAGAGACUUUUAUUUCUCUUUUUUAAGUUAAACAGAUAAAUCGUAUGCUGUUUAGUGUUGUCUGCACAAGUGUUACCAGAGUUUUAACAACGCCAGUCUACCUCAGUUGAUGACACAACACCAAUCUUUGCUGUACUGCGUUUUUUGCUCGAAUUUCCAGUUAAACUUAUGUAACUCUGUUUAUGCUGUAACCCUCACCCCCCUCUAAAUGUAUGAUGCUCUGUGUUAGGAGGAGAACGAGAAGAAGAAGGAGAUGGAGGCAGAGGCAGGUUCAUCAGACAGGUGAGUUUUUGUCUCUCUUCUUCAGGUAUCAGCUCAAGGUGUCUGCUUCUAUAUUUCCGUCACUAACUCCAUCAGCUUGUAUUUCUCUCUCAGUUUGAUGCGACGCAGGAAAGGUCCUUUCAAACACAUCAAGUUUGGCACCAACAUCGACCUCUCUGAUGAGAAGAAGUGAGUCUUUCCCCCUAAGAUUGGAAAAUAUGGAACACCUCCUUCUUCUACAGUCCUAUGAUAACCUUUAACCCUUUUUCUUUCCUCUCAGGUGGAAACAGCAGCUCCAGGAGUUGUCCAAACUUCCAGCCUUCGCUCGGGUUGUGUCAGCCGGUAACCUGCUGAGUCACGUGGGUCACACCAUCCUCGGCAUGAACACGGUGCAGCUCUACAUGAAGGUGCCGGGGAGCAGGACUCCAGGUACCUCAAGACCAAGAGAACUAAUAUCCGCUUUUCUAUUUGUGUCUCUUUGUUUCUAACUCAGUCUUCUUGUCUCCUAGGUCACCAAGAAAACAACAACUUCUGCUCCGUCAACAUCAACAUCGGUCCUGGAGACUGUGAGUGGUUCGCUGUGCCGGAGACGUACUGGGGCGUCAUCAACGACUUCUGUGAAAAGUAAGACAGAGAACGGACUCCUAACACUUUAAAACCUCAGCUCUUUUUUUAACUGAUUGUGUGUCGAAAUGAAAAAAUGUCAGUUCUAUUCUGCAGAGGACGGAUCUCUUUUGUCCACAGCUGCCUUUAUCGCUUGAGCUUUUUCUGCAUAAUUAGGCGCCGUACUUAUUCGUGUUAGAUCCAGGCUUUUUUAUUUAACACACAAAGGUUGCACAAAAGUACAGAAGCCAUGCAAAUUCAGAUUUUUUUUAAGGAAAGGUUUUGUAAAUGGAGUCUGGUAGCUCAGGAGAAACCUGCAUCAAAGUGUCUUCCUUUAAGAUAACAGCUCUGUCUCUGCAGGGAUCCUCUGGGUAAUGUUGUCAGACACUUGAAAUAACAAUCUGAGCCUGUCAAGAGACAAAAAAGAGAUUCAGGAGGUUAAAGGUCUGGGAGAUAAAUAUCAACAGUUGUUUUAAGAUGAGCAAAAUGAAAUUACGGAGUAUAUGGUAUUAGUUUUUCCCCAGUCAGAGCAUGUCUUCAAACUCCACGCAUACCCACCUCAGUAUGAUCAAGUCUACCGGGACAGACUUCUGUACAUGCAGAUUGAGAGGUCAUGCAGUAUGCAAGAGCGAGCUGAUAAAAGACUUCGAAGACCACAUUCUUGUUUUUCAUUUAUGCAUUUUUAAUAGAUGCAAAAUCUCAUUAGUCGUCAUCAUCUGCAGAAUUCCUUCAAAAUAUCAGGACAUUAUUUUCUGUCAGUAUUGCUCACCACCGUUAAAAGGACAGAUGUCCAAGAGAUAAAUAUGUGCUGAAAGCUGAUGUUGCAGCUGUUACAACCCUCUGUGUUCACCGGCUCAUGCAAUCAACUUGAAAAAUUGAAAAAAAACACUUUUUGAAAAAUGUAAUGUAAGUAUUAUAUCAUCAAGAUUUUAGCUCAUCAGUGAGUGUGUUUUCUUUUUCAGGAAUAACAUCAACUUCUUGAUGGGCUCCUGGUGGCCGAACCUGGAAGAUCUGUACGAGACCAACGUGCCUGUUUACCGGUUCAUUCAGCGCCCGGGGGACCUGGUGUGGCUCAACACAGGAACCAUCCACUGGGUUCAGGCUAUCGGCUGGUGCAACAACAUCGCCUGGAACGUUGGACCCCUCACAGGUGAGAAAACAGUCUCUGCAGGUGGAGGCGGGUUCAGCUCUAUGACUGAGAACUUCAUCCUCAGCUGGUUGACUGAACUGAAAUAAGUGACGUUUGCAUCGUCUGUUUUCACCCUCAGCUCAUCAGUAUAAGUUGGCAGUGGAGCGAUAUGAGUGGAACAAGCUGCAGAGCGUCAAAUCUAUUGUUCCCAUGAUCCACCUCUCCUGGAACAUGGCCAGGAACAUCAAAGUGUCCGACCACAAGCUCUUUGAGAUGAUCAAGUGAGGACUCGCUGCUUUCCUAUACGACCGGUUUGGUAUGUUUGUCUCAGUUUGAACUCAUCUCACCUGUAUGUGUGUGCGUGUUUCUCUCUGUGUGUGUGUUAGGUAUUGUUUGUUACGGACUCUGAAGCAGUGUCAGAUGCAGAGAGAACUCCUCCUGAAUGCUGGGAAAGAGCUGGUGUGGCACGGGAGGACGCAGAACGAGCCAGCGCAUUACUGCAGCAUCUGUGAGGUGAGAACACAAACUGCACUGACAUCCUCUGUGCUGCAUUUAUCCCCCUGAGACCUGAGCUGCUGUUGGCUCUGCAGGUUUAUUUACACUUCGAUAUCAGGAAUGAUAAAACCGAAGCUCCAUCUCCAGGCUGGAAGUGUUUUUAUUGUCACAUUUUUACUGUCGAACACAAAAAGCUGUAUAUUUCAUUUGCAUUUUAACUUGUUUCAUACUUUUAACCCUCUCGAAGAAUGAAAAAUAAGUAAAUAUGCUCACAAGAAAGUCAACUUUGAAUAAAUUAGCACCAUUAAUUAGCUCUAGCUGCCUCAACCUUCUCAGUUUGCUCUGACACUGUUGCCCUUUCCUGUCUCGACUCCGCUCAGGUGGAAGUGUUCAACCUGCUGUUCGUCACCAGCGAGAGUAACAGCAGGAAAACGUACGUGGUGCACUGUCAGGACUGUGCCCGCAGGGCGAGCUCCAACCUGGAAAACUUUGUGGUGCUAGAGCAGUACAGGAUCGAGGACCUCAUGCAGGUUUAUGACCAGUUCACACUCGUGAGUAUCACACACAACCAAAGCCUUCCAUCAGGUUUACUGUAUACUAGUAGUACUCUGGUGCAGAGUACAUUUACGGGUUUGCCUCCAGCAUGUCACUCUAUGCUGUCUCUCCUCUUUUCCUCUUUCCACUGUCCGAAAACAGCCUGAAAAUAACUUGUUAAAAAUAUGAUUAAGAUAAAGGCAUGUGUACUGGUUGCAGGAGCUACAAACGAAUGAUAACAGCAGGUGUGGUAUUCACAUUUAUAGCAACAAUUCAUUAUCGCCUAUGUAUUACAGAUAAUUGAUAAAACUAAUUAUUAAAAAAAAAAAACUUUACUCUAAGAUAAACAUGAUCUACAAUGCAAAACUUUUUCUCUGCAAUGAACAUGAUUAACACUGCAUAUGACAUCCUGUAUCCUGCUGUAUGCAUUUGUUAUGUAAUGUGCAUUACCUACCAUUCCAUAGAUAUUUGCCAUUUAGUAUGCAUUGUUUACCCUUCAACAGACAUUAUCCACUGCACAGUGUGAAUGACCUUCCAUUGAAAAUAUAUUAUGUACAUUGUAAUGUAACAUAUCAUACCCCAUCCACUAUGUAACAUUCAUUUGCCAAGUAUACAUUCUUUACCAUGCUUUUUACAUCAUCAGCCAUGUAUCUACCAAUCAGGAUUCAGCGUGCUAUUUACAUUAUUUACUAUAGGUUAAACACUCAUACAUUAUUAACUAUGCAAUUUACAUCAUCUGCUGCACAAUAUACACUCUUUACAAUGUGUAAUACAUUGUCUAACACAUUGUUUUCAGUACCCUUCGUAUAAAAUACAUUAUGAAUUUUUCAAUAUACAUUUUUUCCCAUAUUUAAGACGUUUUCUUUUAAGUCAGUUGCGUAAUAAACAUUUAUAUCAACCACUGUGCAGUACAUGUAAGUCACUGUGCAUGUAUUUACCUCUCAAAGUUAGGAUGCAUAAGCUCAGUGUGUUGUCCCUGUCCCCCCUCACAGGCGAGCCCCCUGCCCUCCUGAUGCUCACACUGUUAACUUGAGGAGUUUGAACCACGAUCUGAACUCUGCGGAAAAUCUUUCCCUUCUUUUCUGAUAUUCAGGAAGUGAGCCGGCGGUCCUCAAACGGCGCUCUGUAGCUCCCCCAUCAGGCAGCUGGAUGAAAGCUGUGUGUCUAUGCAACCUGCCUGGAGCAGUGUGCCCCCUCCUCUUCCCUCAAAAUGGACUCUACAAGGGAGGGGGAGGCAGCUCCUCCUCCUCCUCCUCCUCCUCCUCCUUCUCUUCUUUCAUCAUGACCAGACUGUUCUCCUGCUGGCCCAGAAAAACACAAAAAUCCACAGAAAGAUGAUGAAUUAAAGUUUUGUACAUAUUCUGUUUCACACAAAGACUACUGACUUUUCUUUUUACAUUUUUCUGUUUGUGAGACGACACCAGAGCUUUGUCCCCCCCUCCCUCAACGAGACGAGUAUUUAGCAUAGCUGGUCUUUUGUAUGUUAGCUAGAUUCCUUCCUCCUCCUUCUUCUCCUCCUCCUCAGUCAGGAAAAUAAGAGGUUCAGUUAAAAGUUGAGUGACUCUUCCUUUCCAACAUUUCUUUCUUUGAAUCCUUUACUUUGCUGGAAAGGAGGAGAUAUUUGUAGACAAACAGCCACGUCACAGAGAAAAAGGGUUGCACACAGACAAAAGAGUGAACUUUAAUUUGUGUUUCUUUUUUUAUUUGAUGUAAAUUUACACUAUUUAUAAAUGCAUAUUUAUUGCUUGAAAAUAUCUGUUGAUGGAAUGCUGUAAUUUUUUUCCAGAGUACCUGCCAUUAAAUUUGAAGGAGCCUUGUGAUUUUAAGCAACGGCUCCUCCUACGUUUUCUAUAUAAAUAAAACUGCUUAGUAAGCGUUGUACAGAGACCUUACCGGACAUAGGUUUAUUGUUUGAAGGAUGUUUUAUGAGUCAAUAAACAGAAACGGUCUUUAUUUACAUCUGCAGCUCUGUUCCACUUUAUUUUAGAGUCUAAUUAAGCCUGAUUUUACGCAUGAGCCACACUUUUGAAAUGUUUCUGUUAUUGUCAAGGAAGCAAACACAUAUUUUCAGUCUGACUUCAUCCAGACUUCUUUGCACCAGCUUCUUUGUGUGAAGUCUGAGAGAAAUAGGGGUGAUAUGAUGUGUGAACUCUACAGGUUAAAGGUAAACUUAAGGGGAUUUUCC